AGUUGACCGUACGACGACAAUCUAUGUCCAAAUAAUCCAGUAACUCGAGGUGAACUCAUGCAUCUGCAAUAUAUAACUAGACAGAUAGCGCACCCCAAUUGCCAACGCUUACUAGCUAAAAUGUUGUCUACCUCCACCAAGACCAGUCAUCUCGAGCGGACAGCAGCAGAGCCGCGCGACAGGUCUCUCAACACAGUCACGAUAAGGAGGAUAGAUCAAGUAAACGACGCGAUACGGCUCUUUCGUCUCGAGGUCCCAACUCCGGGCCCUCCUGUUCACUUCCUAGCCGGCCAAUGGCUCGACGUUUUCGUCCCCGGUAUCCCCAAGCCCGGCGGCUUCACCAUCACCUCGCCACCCUCCAGGGCUCGGCCCGGCGUCGGCACAGGUGCGAGCGUGGACCCGGAAUCAAGACCGGGGUACGUCGAGCUGGCGAUACAGAAAUCCCCCGACAACCCGCCCGCGGCUUGGCUGUGGCGGGACCCUCCCUCCCCUAUCCUCGGCAGAGAGCUCCGCGUCCGUGUGGGCGGGUCCUUCGUCUGGCCACCCCCGGGCAUCGAUGUCGGCGCGCUCAGGCGGGUGGUGUUCGUCGCCGGGGGCGUCGGUGUCAAUCCGCUGGUCAGCAUGCUGAGCGAUAUCGCGGAGAAGGGAGGUGCGGGGUUCGAGGCGAGGUUCUUGUACUCGAUGAGGGAUCCCGGCGGGGGAAAGAGAGAUGCCACGCAGAUGCUGUUCCUGGAGAGGCUACAGGAUAUCUUUGGAGGUGGCAAGCUGAGGGGGAGGUUGCAACUGUAUCUGACAGGCGGCGCAGAAGAGAGCGGGUCGUUGAAAUGUGGCGAUGGCGAGGUAAAUUUUGUUGGAAGGAGGAUAGAUAAACGCGACCUAGAAGAGGCUGUUGGCUCUGUGUCAGACAGACGGUUCGCAGUCGCAUAUGUCUGUGGUGUGCCAACGAUGACCGACGGAUUCGUGAAAGACCUAACGGACAAGGAUGGCCUGGGAAUGGCGUCCCGUAUGGUGCUGUGUGAGAAAUGGUGGUAGGACUCUAUGAACAAGACGACGUAGAGUAACGGCAUGUUAGACACACGCUUGAUAUAUUCUAGACGUUUCUCACUGUGCACCAGUGAAUGAAGAGAAGAAGAAGAAGAAGAAGAAGAAGAAGAAGAAGAAGAAGAAGAAGAAGAAGAGGAGGAGGGAGAAAUAGGAAUGGUUUCUAUUACACAGGGAAGUGGUUCGCU
Truncatella angustata is the source of this 1229-nucleotide messenger RNA. RefSeq names its product NADH-cytochrome b-5 reductase. The transcript is spliced from 3 exons. The coding region runs from base 58 to 1032 and encodes 324 amino acids. Gene Ontology annotation, cellular component: mitochondrion. Gene Ontology annotation, molecular function: oxidoreductase activity. The record is from RefSeq and is a predicted model, not a curated record. Lineage: Eukaryota; Fungi; Ascomycota; Sordariomycetes; Amphisphaeriales; Sporocadaceae.